Messenger RNA from Entamoeba invadens IP1, 591 nucleotides. RefSeq lists its product as hypothetical. The transcript has a single exon. NCBI's taxonomy places the organism in Eukaryota, Evosea, Mastigamoebida, Endamoebidae. The coding region runs from base 1 to 591 and encodes 196 amino acids. The record is from RefSeq and is a predicted model, not a curated record.
AUGAGAAACAAUGCUCUUCUUACUUCAGUAGAAGUCACUGCCCCUCUUAAUAUCCAAACUUGUUUCCUUCAAGAAACACCAAAAACAAAAAUCGUUCAAACGAAAGACUUCAUCAUUUCUAAGUUAUUUCCAAAACCCACGCGUGCUAUUUUUUUCUCACAAAUGUUAUUACCGGAAUCGGUUCUAACAUUCCAAUACACUGCUUUUAAACAAGUCACACCACAAAACAUUUCAAUGUAUUUGUUACAAGGAGAAAAGGAAUUUCAAAGGUUCCAACUUGGGUUGAUAGUCUCACCUAUUUACUACAUAGAGAACUCCCCAAUGAAUCACAGCACUUUUGAGUUAACCAACUUCGACUUUCGAGAUCUCUACUACUUCGCCUUUGAGACGUUCAGCGAGAACACAACGGUGUCAAUGUCACUGAACAUCGGAUUCUCACAGUUUUAUGUUGAAGACAGUACUAAAGAAGAGUGCGCAUAUGGUAACACACGGCACGACUUUGUCGCUGGUGAGGUGAUGGUGACUACUAACACUCAAGACAUCUAUUCUUUAGUUAGACUCGAUUUCUCUGGGAAGUUUGUUUCUAUCUAG